AUGCCUUCCGUUCUUCUAGCUACUUUCAAGCCCUUCAAUAAGAUCGCCGUCGACGGUAUUGAGAAGAUAUGCAAGGAUAACGGUCUAACCUUUGGCAAGAUCGAGGGUUACAAGACUCAGGAGGAGCUGUACUCUGCUGCCGAGUCUGCCGAGGCCUGCAUUGUCAGGAGCGAUAAGCUCGAUGAGGAGUUCUUUAACCGUGCCAAGAAUCUCAAGAUUGUUGUUCGCGCUGGUGCUGGUGUUGAUACCAUCGAUCUCGAUGCUGCUUCCAAGCAUCAUGUUGUUGUCGAGAACACGCCUGGUCAGAAUGCUAACGCCGUUGCCGAGAUGGUGUUUGCUCUUCUGAUCGCCAUGAAGAGGAACCACUUCGAUGCUACUUCUGGUAGGGAGAUCCGUGGCUCUACUCUCGGCCUCUACGGCUGUGGUAACGUGUCGAGGGCGAUGAUUGAGGUGUCUAAAGGUUUCGCUAUGAAGUGCUAUUCUUACGAUCCCUUCCUGUCUGAUGAGCAGAUCAAGGAGUGUGGUGCCGAGCCUCUCCACGACUUGAAGGAGCUCUUCAAGUGUGACAUCGUGUCCUUGCAUGUCCCUGCUACUCCUCAGACGAUCAACUCCAUCAACGAGGAUCUUAUGUCGUUGAUGCCUGAGAAUGGCGUUCUCGUCGAUGCCGCCAGAUCUGAGGUUAUUGAUGAAGACUCUGUCAUCUCGAUCUUCCAGAAGCGUCCUGAUCUCGGAUACAUCUCUGAUGUUGGUUUCACUAAGAUUGAUGAGUUGAGGGAGAAGAUCGGUGCUGCCCAGUUGAAGAAGCAGCUCAUUGUGACUCCAAAGAAGAUGGGUGCUCAGACUCUCGAGUCUAAUGUCAACGCAGGUCUCACUGCUAUCAAGCAGAUUUCUGCCUACUUCAAGGACGGCUCUACCAUUCAUCAGGUCAAUGGCAAGGCUUUCUAA
Messenger RNA from Perkinsus marinus ATCC 50983, 945 nucleotides. RefSeq names its product D-3-phosphoglycerate dehydrogenase, putative. The record is from RefSeq and is a predicted model, not a curated record. Bases 1 to 945 code for a protein of 314 amino acids. NCBI's taxonomy places the organism in Eukaryota, Perkinsozoa, Perkinsida, Perkinsidae. Gene Ontology annotation, biological process: L-serine biosynthetic process. The transcript has a single exon. Gene Ontology annotation, molecular function: NAD binding; phosphoglycerate dehydrogenase activity.